AUAGCUUCACAUAAAGUCGCUCUCCGAACCACGUGACUCCUCUCCGCCCGACCGCCACAGCGCCGCCAUUAUGGACACCAGUCGCGUGCAGCCCAUAAAGUUGGCCAGGGUCACCAAGGUGCUGGGCAGGACCGGUUCGCAGGGACAGUGCACGCAGGUGCGCGUGGAAUUUAUGGACGACACGAGCCGCUCCAUCAUCCGCAACGUGAAAGGCCCCGUGCGCGAGGGUGACGUGCUCACCUUGUUAGAGUCAGAGCGAGAAGCUCGGAGGCUGCGCUGACCUUGGCUGCUGGGUCCUGGAUGUCAGGGUCAAGACCGCUUGGCCCAGUGGGGUGAUCUGCCAUUGUUAAAUAAAGCGUUUGUGUUGUAUGUAGA
Messenger RNA from Lemur catta (Ring-tailed lemur), 375 nucleotides. RefSeq names its product ribosomal protein S28 (gene RPS28). Gene Ontology annotation, molecular function: structural constituent of ribosome. The record is from RefSeq and is a predicted model, not a curated record. Gene Ontology annotation, cellular component: ribosome; cytosolic small ribosomal subunit. NCBI's taxonomy places the organism in Eukaryota, Metazoa, Chordata, Mammalia, Primates, Lemuridae. Gene Ontology annotation, biological process: maturation of SSU-rRNA; translation; ribosomal small subunit assembly. The transcript is spliced from 4 exons. Bases 71 to 280 code for a protein of 69 amino acids.